AUGUCAUUCAAAAAUCAAAUCGAUCGUUUUCUGAACCGCCUUUUAAAAUCGGGGAAUAAUGCUGAAGAAAUGUGUUAUUACGGCCACGAUACAAAGGCUUUGAACCAGCUAAAAAAUAUAUACAAAAAAUGCAGAAUUUGUAGAAAUUGCUUGAGAUGGCCGUUUACGAAAACUGUAAAAUGUCAAAAUUGUUUUUUGACGUGUCACGAAACUUGUAUAAAAUCGGUAAUGUGUCCGUUGGGAAAAGAAUCUGACGAUCGAUCAAUGGGGAUAUUCGAUCCUGAAGUUGAAUUUACUGUAUAUAAGAUGCCAGUUAGAGAUAGAAGAUAG
Melanaphis sacchari is the source of this 330-nucleotide messenger RNA. RefSeq lists its product as uncharacterized. The record is from RefSeq and is a predicted model, not a curated record. Bases 1 to 330 code for a protein of 109 amino acids. NCBI's taxonomy places the organism in Eukaryota, Metazoa, Arthropoda, Insecta, Hemiptera, Aphididae. The transcript is spliced from 4 exons.